AUGAGGGCUUGCUCGGCGACAUUAGUCCUUACGUUGCUUCUGCUUAUUGUUAGAAGAUCUGACGAAGCUGAAGAAAAAGAGUAAGAUUUAUUUCUUAUAGGUAGUCAGGCUCUAUAUAAAAAUAUUAUUAAGAUAAUUUUGGCUUAUACUUUGCCUUUCAGGGUCAAGAGCGAGUACUGGUAAAAUGUCCCUUGAAACCAAAUUUCAAUCCAGUCUUCUCUAGCAGUACUUUCAUGGAUUAUUUUGCUAAGAUUACUGAAGGAAAUUUAAUUAUUCGCUGAUUUUCUAUCUGUUCUAUUUUUUCUGUCGUGUGCUACAGUCCGUGUCGAAUGUUUCAAAUGAAUUUUGAAGAACAGCAAAAUGGGGCUAUGAUUAUACGACGACUAUUCGGCAUGCUGUUUGUGUUCAAAACAGUGGUGAUAGAGGAAAUUAAUAUGGGUAUAUUCAUAGCAUAAAAAAUCUAGAGGAAAGAGUUAUUUCUGUCGCGCCUUGUCAUUCUCUGUUUUCGCAAAAGAAAAAAUAAUCUGCUCAGGUCUUUUAAUUGACGAAAAGAAAGCAUAAUGUAAUUAUUGAUUUUGAAGUAAAAUGACGCCAGUUCGUUUUUAAAUAAUCCGAUGAAAUGAUCUCUUUCAUGCUGUUAAGUAGAUGGCAUUGUUAGCAGAAUAGAGUUGUUUUCAACGAAAAAAGACAGAAUAUCUUAUGUGACUUAAGACUUCAAAACGUUUUGGCCGAAAAGAGAAAAAAUGCCAAAUUUAUCAAAGAAAAUUGUGACAAUAUUGAUCUUGCUCUAUGAUCUGAAUAUAAGGUCAAAAAAGGUAAGCGGAGAGUGCCAACUUUAAGCCGUUUUACUAUGCGGAUCAGUCUUUGAUUAAAUAUGUUUUUACUUCUUUCAAAUAACUACGAAAAUUGAAAAGGAUAAACAUUUUGUGGAAGGUUGACCGCGUUAUGGCCAUCAGACGGGAGGUCAGAGAAAUAUGAUAUCACAAAGUAAUUUAUUAUACUUUAAAAAAUUGCAGUUCAUUUAUUUGAUUGGUUCCUUAUGUGGGCAAAAUAUAAUAUUAUCUACUAGUAUUUUCUUCCUAAACAUCUACCUAUCUUCGCCAAUUGAGAAAAUACGAGAAAAAAUGAAAACUGACCUCAAUGCACUUUUCUUGGAAGCCUUUUGUACUAAUUUGACUUUCUAUCUGCGCCGUAUUAUAAUCAGAUAGUCUCUCUCUUCAUUAUAGAGCACUGAAAGACUAUGCUAAAUCCAUGGAGCGGGCCUUAAAACUUUCACAGAAAAUAAAUGAAGCUUUAGCAGUACAUGACAAGAAGGUGCGACCAAACGCAGGAGGUAAGAACAGCUUGUAAUUAGUAUAGAGUUCACUGUCCUUUCAACUAGAUAACGAUGAAAAUAUCUGCGCGUCACAACCGUUCAUCAACUCCGUUAAGCUACUCUUGAGGUAGAAUUUUAUGUUCUACGAUUUAUUUUUCGAUUCUCGUUGUCACAGCUUCGAUAUUCUAUAGAUGAAGGAGGAGAGAAAUAUACAGAAGGUGCUGAUCCCAAAAGACAUGGUAUAUUUGCUUGCGAAUAGGAUUUUUAGGGGAAAGCAUAAACAAACGUUCAGUCUACAAGGGGAUAAAAUGAAAAAACGUACAUUUCGUGUAUAUGAUUUCUCUCACAGGUCCACCAGUUAUGGUUGAUGUAGAAUUCAAAAUUAUCUCGAUUGGAGAAAUUAAAGAAGCUCAGAUGGUAAGAGGCACUCAUAGAUUUGAUUCAGUUUACACAAUGUCGCGCGAUACUUACCCCUCUUCUUCGUAAGUUCGAAGGCAACCUUUAAAACAGCUACUUUCUUAAAUUGUCAUAAUUAUCAUCAUCAUAACUGUUAUUAUCAUUUUUUUUAUGGAAGACUUUAUUGUAAAAUUAUCGUCUUUCAUAAAGUGCAAUUACGAGCCCAAUAGCUUAACAUUUAUUCUAUGUAUAAAAGCAGAAAAAGAAAACAAUAAGUUUACGAAUAAAAUCAAGAAUAAAAUAAUAACAAUCAAUGAUAACAAUUUUUUUAACAACAAAACGGUCUUAUCUAGGAUUAAUAUACGCGGAUUAUUAUUAUUAUUAUCUAUUAUUAUUGGCCCUUAUAGUUGGAUAACAAAUAUCAUUAAAUUGAAUUGAUUGCUGAGUGUGAGGUCAGCUUAAUCUAUUAAUCGUGACCUUUUACCUAUAAAGGAAUACACAAUGGAUAUAUUCUUCCGUCAAUGGUGGACUGACCCAAGAAUGGCACAUAAUAUGAGCACGCCUUUCAAUAUGGCAGGAGACGCAACUCAAAUGAUCUGGACACCAGAUACGUUUUUCUGGAAUGUAAAAGCAGCAAAAUAUCACAGGGUAACGAGAGAAAACAUGAGAAUAAAAAUACAUGGAGAUGGCAAAGUCUACUUCAGUACAAGGUAAAGUGACCGGUGAUGCACAUACAUGUAAAAAACUAUUGCAAAUGUUUAUCAUAAUUAUUACUAUUUUGCAACCACAACACACCAAGUAACUAAUAAAACAAGCAUGUGCCUUUCCAGAGCUAUUGGGCUGGUUUCUAGAUAAGUGGGAUUUUAGGCAAUCGGAAACGGAGAAAUAUUUUUGAUUGACUAAUAAUACUGAUUCAUACUUGGUUCCGAAGCUCAGGGAUUAAAAAAUAGAGAGAUUUGUACCACGUGGUCAAGUAUAUCCUAAAGAAAAUAUCCGUUUAAAAGUCAAAUUGAGUCACCCUCGAGUGGACACAAAAAGUCUCAAAAAUGUUUUACAAGAUUUUCAUGGGAAAAUGUUGUGUUGCUUUCCUCCUGUGUGGUUAUUUUCCUGAUCUAAACCUGCAAAUGAUUUCUUUAUGAGUGAAGAAUGAACAAGUUCCGCCGCCUAUGCCUGAAAGCCAAGGAUUGGCCCGGUUGAGGUCAAACAAACAAAUAAACAAACUCGGGAACCCUGCCCGCCCAUUAAUUAUUAUUAAUAAGAGUUACAUGAGUGACAGCUCUUAAGGAUGUCAGUUCCUAGAGGUUCUCAAUGUCCACUUUUCUCACCUGGUUCUUAAAAGAAGCAAGUGUUGCAGAACUCUUAAUAAGCAUACUUAGUUUGGACCAUAUUACAGGACCAACAUAUCUAAUACUGUGUUUCCCAUAGAUGGGGGUAUUUAUUCUUGCAAUCAAAAAAUCGUCUGAAUUUGUCAGGUUAUAACUCAUUUCGGUUGUUUAGGGUGACUCGACUGGAUUUUUCAGGGAGUAUACUUCCCCUCUUUGAGCGUUUACCACGUCGGCAUUAACGAAGAUAAGUCAAAAAGGUUACCAAAGCCGCACUGUAUAAAGAUAUAAGUUCGAUAUUUUUAUAUAUUGGCCAUCAAUCUCUAGGUUGAAUUUAGGUUUGACAUAUAUUCCGUUCUUUUUAGGAUUACUUUUACAGCGCAAUGUGAUAUGAAUCUUCGCAUGUACCCAAUGGACAUUCAAGUUUGCCCUUUAACUAUAGAGAGUUGUAAGUACAGUCUCUCUCUCCUUAUAACCCUGGAUUUAUCAUGUUUUCAGUCAGAUUUGUCCUAAAGGAUUUUUUUAAAGUAAUAACUGUCUGAAGUGAAAGUUACUGAAGUCGUUUGGUGAGCCAAUACUUUGCUUCCUGAUCGUUUAAAGUACGUUGACCGGCUUUUAAUUGUUUGUCUCAAAUGACACUCCUGUUAUUAUUUACUAAUUUUUUCUCACGUAACAAUUGCAAGCUUGGGAAUGAGAACCAAUAGCGUCUUUUUAAAAAGUCGACAGUCAAAUUGUAAACACGAUGAAAUCUAAAAACAGACCGCAAGUCGACUACGCNCAGGUUAUAACUCAUUUCGGUUGUUUAGGGUGACUCGACUGGAUUUUUCAGGGAGUAUACUUCCCCUCUUUGAGCGUUUACCACGUCGGCAUUAACGAAGAUAAGUCAAAAAGGUUACCAAAGCCGCACUGUAUAAAGAUAUAAGUUCGAUAUUUUUAUAUAUUGGCCAUCAAUCUCUAGGUUGAAUUUAGGUUUGACAUAUAUUCCGUUCUUUUUAGGAUUACUUUUACAGCGCAAUGUGAUAUGAAUCUUCGCAUGUACCCAAUGGACAUUCAAGUUUGCCCUUUAACUAUAGAGAGUUGUAAGUACAGUCUCUCUCUCCUUAUAACCCUGGAUUUAUCAUGUUUUCAGUCAGAUUUGUCCUAAAGGAUUUUUUUAAAGUAAUAACUGUCUGAAGUGAAAGUUACUGAAGUCGUUUGGUGAGCCAAUACUUUGCUUCCUGAUCGUUUAAAGUACGUUGACCGGCUUUUAAUUGUUUGUCUCAAAUGACACUCCUGUUAUUAUUUACUAAUUUUUUCUCACGUAACAAUUGCAAGCUUGGGAAUGAGAACCAAUAGCGUCUUUUUAAAAAGUCGACAGUCAAAUUGUAAACACGAUGAAAUCUAAAAACAGACCGCAAGUCGACUACGCUGUGACACUAAUACUUGGGAUGGAUCGACAUUCCAACUUCAACUUCAACUUUAUUUACACUUUUCAGAUGAAUUUAUCUUACACAUACAGAAAAUAUUAAUAAUUUUCUUACAGAAAUGUACUAUUCAAAUAUUAUAAACGGAAAAUCUAGAGAGGAUGGCACAGGGGCCAAAGGGGCCGAGGCUUUCGAGUUGGCCACUGUCAUGUUAGAAAUACUAAAUCAGAAAAAGCCAAGAUUUAUAUUCGUUAAGAUAAACAGGGAAACAUUAUUAGCACAAUCUACAGUAAAUAUUAUACUAAGGGCCUGUUUACAUGGUGGUGGGAGACCCCAGGCAGGUAAGGUAACCGGCUUAGGUGGGGUAACCCAGCUGUCCAUAUAAUCUCUCAUUUUAAUUUGAUCUCGUUUACAUGAUAAGUGGGGUAACCCGCCACAUGUUACCUCACCUAUUCGGGGUCCCCCACCUCCAUGUAAACAAGCCCUAACUGAAGCAUAGCUUAACCUGGGCGCUCAUUCACGCGCUAAUUCAUUCCGUGCGAUGGGCUCCUCAUUAUUUUAGUGACAAAGAGUCUCUUCCACGUUUCAGAUGCACAUACCACAGAAGAUGUUGAUUACCGAUGGAAAGGAGGCAAGUCACAGGGUGUUGAGAUUGUCUCCAAGGAAAUGGCUCAGUUUGAAUUUGUGGGAGCCAAAACGUCGACUAAGGCAAACACCAACAGUAAAGGUAAGCAAUUUUAAUCAGUUAAGAUAAUAAAAAUUUGUGACAUAUUCGUUUAAUAUGUCAUUUGACGGUUCAUUUUUAAAAUUUGAUUUUACGGACUUUAAAGUGAUAUUCUGUACAUAGCUGUACAUGCACAGACUAGAGUUUGUCUUUUUUGUCUGUAAAUUAAGGGUCUUUUGCCAGUCUGCAAGCAUUUUUCACCUUCAAGCGUCGUGUGUCGUACUUCAUUACCGCCACCUAUAUGCCAGCAGUGGUGCUUGUAAUCCUAAGUUGGUGUUGCUUUUGGAUCCAUCGUUCUGCUGUUCCGGCACGAGUAACUCUCUCCAUAACAACUAUUCUAACUACCAUUUUGCUGUAUGGCUCGGUCAACUCCAAUAUGCCCAAGGUAAUUUUACUGAAAUAACAAACAGGAACAUUUAGGCAGAUACUGCAAUGAAAGAUAAGCAUUUCGAAAAAAAUAACACAAUCAGUUUGAUAGAAACCAAUAUCGCAGGUCUGUACCCAAAGACAAAAUUUCUUAGCCCUCAGUUCUUGCUUCCACUGUUAUUUCAGGGUAUUCGUCUCCUGGAAAUCCGAAGUACACGACCAUCACUUCCAUCGAGGCUCAUUUCCAUAGCCAUGUAUUUUUCUAGCUAUCUACACACACUUUAAACAAUAGAAGAGUAACACGAUCUGGUGGCGUCCUAUACGCAGUGUUAGCUCCCCAAGUAAAUUCGAAGAGUGUGCAAAGUAGUCAAAGUAGCCCUUUCUUCAAGACCUUUGUUUGUCUCUAAUUAGACAUUUUAAAAUUGUGGCCUUUUAUUAUAUAGCUUGAAAUUUUACUCUUUUAUGAGUUACUUCCCACCAAAAGUCGCUAAGAGGGGCAAAGUAAAGCAUUGCAGAUUUGCGUUAAUAAAAUUGUUCACAUACUGAGAAAUUUUCUUUCGUGGGAUAACAGUUUAUUUUUAAACCAACUGGGCCUCGAGAAACUUGCUAAUUUUUUCGUCCGAGAAUUUCUAUGUUUUCUCGAGGGACCAGCCGUUACAGUUAACUUUAUAUUUAACGCACUGUGACAAGAAAAAAUAUUUUUAAGAGAACAGUAAAGUUUAUUGUUUUUACAAAAGAAUAAUUUGACAAGCUUAGUAGGCACAAACAGAAGGUAAAAUAUGCCGUUUCAGAAGUAUAACAUGGUGUUUAAGGUUAUAACUUUGAAGCGGUCACUGAUUUUUCUAAAGUCAACAUCACUUUAAAUAACAAUAUCAUGGCCGCCUACAACAAUACUCCCAGCGUCCUUUGUGGAGUAUAGGUUCUAAUGAUGUACAAAAUUAUGCAAGCACUACAGUUUCGUCUUGUUGCUUCUUUUCUUUAGCUCUGUGCUUAUUAUCUUGGCUUACUUGUGUGGCAUAACGAUGCUUGCAUAAACGCUAAGAUUAUAAACUUCGUUAAUAAACUUAAUACGUCGUAUUAGUGAAAACAAGCCUUAAUACUAAUGGCUUAAAUUUGGCUUUUUGGUAGGUCAGUUACAGUAAAGCUAUCGAUUACUUCCUGAUGACGUCGCUGGGUUUUAUAUUUAUGGCACUAUUGGAAUACAUCCUUGUGCUUAACACGGAUCCACGUUUCUGUACACAAAGACGAAAAGAAGAAAGAGAUGAAAAGAUGAAGUCAUUAUACAAGGUAAGGUGUCGAUUCUUUGAGCUCUUUUCAGGCAAAAGAGCGUAGGCUUCGCUACAUAAUUCCCAAAAUAUGGCCUAAAAUUAUUUCCAGAAUUUCCGGAAAAAGCUCUAAAAUUAUUUUCGAAAUGUCUUAAAUUCUCCAAAAACUCUCUAAAAUUCCCAAAAAUUCACAAAAAUGUCGGCUUUUUUGAUAGCGAGGGCCCUUUUUGAUGAAUAACCGCUGCUAAGCUGUAGUGUAGACGACUCUGACGAAAAACACUGAUUAGUUGUGCUCAUUGGACAGUACGCUAGACACUGCUGUAGCAUUUAAGCGGACUGCGCCCUUGGACGGUAAGAAUACAACAAAAAACGUUUUGUUAACGUUUUUGCUUUGAAAUUGCCAAAAUGUGGGAUGGACUGUUCAAAUUGCUCUAAAAUCCUUGAAUUUGUCGAUUUUUUCCCUGAAAUUCCCGAGAAUUUCUAAAAUUCUUUUUGAUGUCUAAAAUUCCAAAACAAAUUUCCGAAAUUAUGUUGCUAAGCCUAAAAGAGCGUUUCCACAUGACGUCACGGCGGCCAUUUUGGUGCUCUAAAAUAAUGACACGGCGGCCAUGUUGGUGUCCAAAUCAAAUCCUGUGGAAGUUUAAAAACUCUUUUACGAUGCAAAGCUUUCCUUUUUUCCUAUAAAUUUUGCAUAGAUGCCUGCCACGUUAGAGAACCGCUCUCAGUGUAAACACUUAAAUAAAAACGAAGUUCCUCAUUUAAGACCUUUUUGCAGCCACUAAAGCAGUCAACAUAAAUGUAUUAAAUUUUAGUUGUAAAAAUGAGUAAUAGAUGUUUAUUUGGUCCCAAAGACAUAAAGCAUAACGUAGUCUUGGUUUGAUUAGCUUGCUUACUGAUACCUUUUUUUUGUCAGUUUGUUUCAAUCCCGUUAACCAAUGAUAGAUAUCUGACACAAACGCUAUUUUGGCAACCAGUAAUUUUUUUACUAUUAUUAUUAAAAAAGUAGUUUAGGAAAAUAUUUAAUUGAUUCUAUCAUUUCUAGGAGAUUCCUCCCGACACCCUUGUAGGCUUAAUGGAUGGAAAGAACAAACCAGAUGAACUUCCCAUGAUGCCCUUAAACGGAGACAGCAAGAUGAUUGACAAGGAGCCGCCCAAGACGCCGGAAAAUAUUAAGAAUCACUGGAUCGACUGCGUAUCCAGAGUUCUUUUUCCAGUGAUUUACUUCUCAUUUAUAAUUUUUUACUGGAUAUACUACAUAAAUCACCCUGAUUCUGCGCUCAGUAACAAAGUACAGGAAUAACGUUUACGCUUAACAAGACCUGGG
Porites evermanni is the source of this 8115-nucleotide messenger RNA. The record is from the annotation of a GenBank genome assembly. NCBI's taxonomy places the organism in Eukaryota, Metazoa, Cnidaria, Anthozoa, Scleractinia, Poritidae.